AUGGCAGAAAUCACCGUCUCAGACGAUAUUUUGGCUGGUAUUAAAGACCAGGUUGUGUUGAUUACUGGCGGAUCCGCUGGAAUCGGAAGAGCGACCGCACAACUAUGCUUAGAUCUGGGCGCCAAAGUCGUCAUUGGAGAUCUGACCCCUCCUAAUCCUGAAUUCAAAGAUACCGAUGCAGUCCAUUACGUGGAGUCAAACGUGACCUCAUGGGAAAGCCUUCGAAACCUGUUCGAUCAAGCUGACAAGUUAUUCGGUGGCAUCGACCACGUCUUCGCCAAUGCUGGCGUCGGUCCGACCACGGACUUCCUGGAUAUCAAACUUAACGAAGCCGGACAACUCGAGCCUCCUAAUCUCAGAACAAUCAAUGUCAAUCUCCUCGGUCCACUGUACACCAUCAACCUAGCACAGGCCUACAUGAAACAACUCGCAGGCCGCCGUCCUGCAAAGGAAACCGGUAGCAUUGUCCUCACAGCCUCUGCUUCUUCCUUCCAGAGUUUCAGUGCCGUCGACUAUACAGUCACCAAGCACGGCGUUCUGGGUAUGGUCCGUGGCCUGGUGUACAAGCUGGAGACUGAAGGUAAAAUCCGGUUGAAUGCUGUCGCGCCCUCGUGGACAAAGACUGCAAUGGUUCCUCUUGAAUCUCUUCAGGCUAUGGGUGUUCCCGUACAGUUACCUGAGGAUGUUGCACGAAGUGUGGUGCUGCUGUUUGCUGAUGAGAAUCGACAUGGAGAAGUCAUCUACAGCGCGCAGGGAAAAUUCAAGGAAGUCAAUAAAAGUGAAGGUGGGCUGUUGGCUAUGACGGAGGGGUUACUCUUUAAUAAGGAUAGUUUGGACGGAUUGGGGGAGGGAUACUCUUGGGUUUUGUUUUGA
Messenger RNA from Penicillium daleae, 873 nucleotides. RefSeq lists its product as uncharacterized. Bases 1 to 873 code for a protein of 290 amino acids. NCBI's taxonomy places the organism in Eukaryota, Fungi, Ascomycota, Eurotiomycetes, Eurotiales, Aspergillaceae. The record is from RefSeq and is a predicted model, not a curated record. The transcript is spliced from 3 exons.